Cheilinus undulatus (humphead wrasse) is the source of this 1292-nucleotide messenger RNA. It is a transcript of the gene prpf38a, whose product is annotated as pre-mRNA processing factor 38A. Gene Ontology annotation, cellular component: precatalytic spliceosome. The record is from RefSeq and is a predicted model, not a curated record. The coding region runs from base 88 to 1017 and encodes 309 amino acids. The transcript is spliced from 10 exons. NCBI's taxonomy places the organism in Eukaryota, Metazoa, Chordata, Actinopteri, Labriformes, Labridae.
ACCCGGAUGUAGAUGUGUAGUCUCUUCCUGUAGCUCCAGGUUGCUGUUGUCGUUGGACGCUACUAUCUUCAUUAUUUCGUCUUUUCGAUGGCAAACAGAACCGUUAAAGAUGCCAACAGUAUACACGGGACCAACCCGCAGUAUCUGGUGGAGAAAAUCAUCCGAACAAGAAUCUAUGAGUCUAAAUACUGGAAGGAGGAAUGCUUCGGUCUGACCGCUGAGCUGGUUGUUGACAAAGCCAUGGAGCUGAAGUUUGUCGGUGGGGUCUACGGAGGGAACAUCAAGCCCACUCCUUUCCUCUGCCUCACCCUGAAGAUGCUGCAGAUCCAGCCUGAAAAAGACAUCAUCGUGGAGUUCAUCAAAAACGAGGAUUUCAAGUACGUUCGUUUACUCGGAGCGAUGUACAUGAGGCUAACAGGCACUGCAGUGGACUGCUACAAAUACCUGGAGCCGCUCUACAACGACUACAGGAAGAUCAAGACCCAGAACAGAAAUGGAGAGUUCGAGUUGAUGCACGUGGACGAGUUCAUCGACGAGCUUCUCCACGCAGAGCGGGUGUGUGACAUCAUUCUACCUCGGCUUCAGAAGAGACACGUCCUGGAGGAGGCCGAGAUGUUAGACCCUAGGAUCAGCGCUUUGGAGGAAGAUCUGGAUGAGGUGGAGAGCAGCGAGGAGGAAGACGAGGAGGAGGAGAAGCCGGAGCGACUCCAGACCCCUGAACCCCACAGACGCAGUUAUCGUGACAACGACAGACCUCGCCGCUCUCCGUCACCUCGCUACAGACGCAGCCGCUCACCCAGACGGAGGAGCAGAUCCCCAAAGAGGCGAAGCCCAUCACCACGGAGAGACCGCCAUCGUAGCAAGAGCCCACGCAGACAUCGCAGCCGGUCCAGAGACAGACGCCACCGCUCCAAAUCUCCAGGUCACAACAGAAGCCGCAGACACCGCAGCCACUCAAAGACCCCGGAGAGGAGCUCAAAGAAAAGUCACAAGAAGAGUCGAAGAGGGAACGAGUGAUUUUAUUUUUGUAUAUUUUUCACCUCCUAACUGUUGACCUCGAGGUCUUUAAUGAGUUUUUAUUUCAAUAUUAAAUGUUGGACCACAGAGAAAGCCUUCAGGUUUCAGCAGUGUUUGUACAGUUUUAUUGGGUCUCCUUGUCGUUGUUUAUGCCAUCUAUAAAGAAAACUAGCAGUGCUCUCAGUUUCAGCAUCGUCGUACCUUUACUGGCCUGUUAGAGAUGUUUGUGUACGUCUGAAGGACUUUCACACUCAGAAUAAAGACCCUGAUUCUUU